Sesamum indicum (sesame) is the source of this 2077-nucleotide messenger RNA. Lineage: Eukaryota; Viridiplantae; Streptophyta; Magnoliopsida; Lamiales; Pedaliaceae. The record is from RefSeq and is a predicted model, not a curated record.
AAAUAAAGACUUAUAUAUAAAUACUCUUUCUUGCUGCGGAAAGAGGGAAGGCAAGAUCAUGCAGUGUUCUGUCAAUAUUUAGAGAGAGAAAGGACCAAAAGAACGAAGAAAAGAAAUUUUUAGAGAGAGAGAGAGGACAGGCACAGAGAAGUCUCUCCCGUUCUCUCUUGUUCUUCAGAAGUUUGGUAGUUGUUGUUGUUGAAGGAGAAUUAUGGAGUGGCCGACGUACUUAGAUGAAUAUGAAAAGCUUAUUAUUCGCAUGUCUACCCCUAGGGUCAUGAUAGACAAUGCCGGCUGUUCCAACGCCACCCGAGUCAUGGUAUGUCACCUGCUUGGAAUCCCACUCCCACCCCCCACAUAAGUCAAAAUCAAGACCCAAUUGAUAGCCUUGAAUCUGUCAAUUAAGAAGGCUUACAUUUCCUCCGACGGUCGGUGGUUCAUGGAUGUUUUCCAUGUUACUGACUUGAACGGCAACAAAUUGACUGAUGAGAGCGUCUUGAGUUACAUUGAGCAGGCUCUUGAGACAGCUCACUACGGAAGAUCGAAAAGUUUCGAGGGCCUAACGGCACUGGAAUUAACCGGCACCGACAGAGUUGGCCUUUUGUCGGAGGUUUUUGCAGUGCUAUCUAAUUUACACUGCAAUGUGGUGGAUGCUAAGGUCUGGACUCACAAUGGCCGAAUUGCGUCCUUAAUUCACCUCAAGGAUAACGAUUCGGGCUCCCCAAUCGCCGACUCGCAGAAGUUGGAAGUGAUUGAGGCAAUGCUGAGGAAUGUGCUCAAGGGGGAUAAUGACAUCCGAAGUGCCAAAACCUCCGUUUCAUUGGCUGUGACACAUACCGAGAGGAGGCUUCAUCAGAUGAUGUUUGCAGAUAGGGAUUAUGAGAGGAAGCCGAUCAUCAAGACUUCUGAUGAUUGCCCUGUUGUUUCGGUCCAGAAUUAUCUGCAGAGGGAUUAUUCUGUUGUAAAUAUUCAUUGCAAGGAUCGGACGAAGCUUCUGUUUGAUGUGGUUUGCACGUUGACGGACAUGGAGUAUGUCGUUUUUCAUGCCACCGUCGACACAUCAGGAGAUAGAGCAUCCUUGGAAUUCUUCAUCAAGCACAUGGAUGGAACUCCUAUUAGUUCGGAGGCCGAAAAGCAGCGUGUGAUUCUAUGUCUACAAGCUGCGAUUGAAAGGAGGACAUCUCAGGGCGUGAGGCUUGAGCUUUGCGCAUCUGAUAGAAAAGGUCUACUGGCUGACGUAACACGGACCUUCCGAGAAAACGGCCUAAACAUCACAAGGGCCGAGAUAUCCACAAGAAUGGACACAGCACUAAACUUUUUCUACGUGACAGAUGCGAUUGGGAAUCCAGCCGAUCCCAAGAUCAUCGAGUCGGUUCGACAGAACAUCGGUUUGAGUAAUCUGAAAGUAAAGGAAUUGCCAUUGAUCUAUCACCAAAAGGGCGAAAGAGACGAGCCCACAAUGGGCACAGGUGGGGCGAUGCUGCUGUCGAUCGGGAGCCUUGUGAGGAGGAAUCUGUACAACUUGGGACUGAUCAAAUCUUACUCUUGAAUCCAAGGAAAGGGGGGAGCACACAAAGGAUGUUAGAAGUUUUAAUUUGUUGGUCGUCAUAUUCUUUGCUUCAAUUGGAUGUUGUUACGAGCUGGGAAUGCAUUUGUACAUAGUAAAUGGAAUUUACCAACAGGGUUUGGUUGAUAGUUAGUUGAUUAUAGUUGGGGUUUGGUCGGGUGCAUAGGUAGAAAAACACACACAGACACACACACUGGAAGGUGGAUGAUAUGUGGGGCGGGGCCCCACCUCUCCACCAAUUUUCUUCUUGAAUAUAUUUCUUUGUUACAGAGAGAGAAAUUUGAAUGGGAAAAGGUGUUGGUUGGUGGGUUGUGGUCGAUAGAUAUUGCUGUCCUCGGUUUCUGAUUGGCUGCCAGAAAGAGAAGAAUUGAAGAUUAGGUAGUAGUAGUUCGGAGUAGAGGAGAUGAGUUUCAGACAGGGAUUAUAUUUUUGUACAUAAGUUUCAGUUUUUUCUUUCUUAAUUCCAACUAUUAUUCUAAGUUCUAAAAUUCCAACGUUUGACUUGAUUUA